Molecule: messenger RNA, 1940 nt
Organism: Cheilinus undulatus (humphead wrasse)
Lineage: Eukaryota; Metazoa; Chordata; Actinopteri; Labriformes; Labridae
Exons: 8
Coding region: 21-1271 (416 amino acids)
Cellular component (GO): plasma membrane
Molecular function (GO): transmembrane signaling receptor activity
Source: RefSeq, a predicted model, not a curated record
GAAGACUGUGAGCCGUGAUCAUGUCCCCCCAUCACAUUUUCAUCUUCUUCUUCAUCUGUCUGCAGGAUGAACUCGCAGCUCUCACUCAUGACCAUAUAGACAUCUACUAUGCCAUACCUGAAGGAGGAAAUGCUGAAAUUGCCUGUCCGCCUUCUUCAGCAUCGACUAGAAAGUUCUUCUGCAGAGUAGAAUGUAAGAAGAAUGACAUCAUCAUCCAGACGACUGAGGAGAGACAUCAGGAUGGCAGAUACAGCAUCGAAUGGAGGGGGAGAAGAGGAACAUCAUCAGGAGACGUUAAAGUGACAAUCUCACAGGUGACCACAGCUGAUAAUGGACAGUACCGCUGUGGUGUGGGCGGAGCUUCAUCUGAGUCAUACAAGUUCAUAGAAAUCAUCGUUGUAGACGCUCUCCUGAAGGGAAACAGAAAAACGCCCAUCUAUGAGAGAACUGGAGGAAACCUCACCGUUGCGUGCUUCUUUUCUUUCUCUUCAUUGUUCACUGUGAGGAAAUCCUUCCUCUGUAGAGACACCUGUACAGACGCUUUAAUAGAAACAGCUGAUUACACAGCACAGGCUGGAAGAUACUCCAUCAGAUACAUAAAAUUUCCAGAUGGAGGAUCUGUGUACGCCAACAUCUCACAGCUGACCACAGCAGACUCAGGAACCUACACCUGUGGUCUGAAAAGAAUUGUGAAGAAUCUGAACUGGGUAUUUGAAGUUGCUGUCACAGACGAUUCAACCACAGUUAAACAAAAUGUAACAAUGUCAACAUCAGUCCCACCAUCCUGGAAACCAAAAACACCACCUACCAAACCAGGAGCUAAAUCCCUGGAAACCACCGAGCAGCCUGCAGCAUUGAUUUCAGAAGUGCUGCUGUACGUGGGGCUGCCUCUGCUCACUCUGGCUGUUUUCUUAUCUCUAACUUCGCUGCUACUCUGCAGGAGGAAGUCUUCAAAACUGAACGAAGCACAAACAGAAAUGGAAAACCACACAGUCAUGGAGAACGUCCCAGAAGAAGACAGCCCAUCUCCUCCUGGUGAAAACAUUUACUCUAACACCGUGGGUAUCAGCCUAGACCGAAUGGAAACAGACCGUCAAAACACCUCUGUCAUUGGAGCUGAUGAUCAGUAUACAGUCCCAUCUCAUGGCAACCAUCUCCCCGUCUCUGGGAUUAAAGAGUCCGUCUACGAGAGUUUAGAUCCAGCCACCAGAGAGCAAUGCUACUCCACACUGAGCUACAGAUCAAAGGAUGCUGCUGGAAGCAGUCCAUAGGAUAUUUACCCUACUAUAUAUAAAUUAUAAUAUUGCUGUAUUGCAUUGAAUAUAAUUUGUAUUUUAAAAACGUAUUAAUAUUCGAAAGCUAAAGUAACUUUUCGAGGAAAGGGGAGGUGCAACAACGAGGAUGCAGAGGGAUGCCUUUGGAUCAUUUUUCAGUGUGGACCAACAGAAAUAACUGAAAGACCUCUAAAUGAUGCAGCUGGCUAUCUCAACCACUCAUUAUUCCUUCAUUGCAAUCUGUAAAGCAUUGUUGGAGGGCCCUCUAGUGGAGAAAUGCGUAACUACAUGGUGAUUGAGGCACUGGCAACUGAAUGUUAUGUACAUACACAUUAAUAAUCAUGAUAAUAAUAUAUGUGCAUAAAUAUUCUAUCAUUCAAAAUCUGCAAAUAAUAAAUGAAAUGUGACUGGGACUGUAGGCAAAGAUUGACAGCCCUAAAUUAUACUGUACAACAUUCACAUUAACCACAUAAGAUUAUGUAGUUAUGUAGCUACGUAGGUAACACGGAUAAAUUUGCUUAAGUAGACAUAGCAUUAACUAACGUAGCUAACAUAGCUCUUAAGCUAUAACUACAUUAGCCGAGCAGUGUUAAUUUUGGCAUCUAUUAUUAAUGUUAGUUUUAGUUUUAGUCUUUAAAUGGAAUGUCUUUUAGUUUUAGUCACAUU